Molecule: messenger RNA, 1805 nt
Organism: Aspergillus brunneoviolaceus CBS 621.78
Lineage: Eukaryota; Fungi; Ascomycota; Eurotiomycetes; Eurotiales; Aspergillaceae
Product: translation initiation factor eIF2B subunit delta
Exons: 3
Coding region: 1-1689 (562 amino acids)
Source: RefSeq, a predicted model, not a curated record
AUGACGAGCUCAACUCCGACCGCGCCCUCCCCCUCACCUGCAGCAGCAGCUGCUGCUACUCCCACCACGUCCACCCCCUCCACCGCACCCACCUCCUCGAAACCCACGAAGCAGCAACCGUCCUCCCAAUCACAAAAGCCCUCCAAGUCGGCCACCAAAUCCAAAGAUGCCGCCACCGCUGCCACCAGCGCUACGGCUGCCCCCGCCGACAGCGCAACCGCCCAACUGACCCCCGCCGAACUGAAAAAGCGAGCCAAGGCCGAAAAGGCCGCGCGCCGGGCCCGCGAACGCGCUGAACGCGAGUCCUCUGGCCCCGCGGGGGGAGCUCCCUCUGGUGGUGCCGCCACGCCCGGUAAGAAGGAUGGUAGCGGCGGCGGCGGCGGCGGCGGAUCGGCUGCUGGUGCUUCUGGAUCGAAACAGGUGCCUCGUCGGGGAUCCGCGCAGAAUGCCUCGCAGAAUGGUGGGGGAGGUAGUAAGGCUGAUGAUAAGAAUGUGGCGGUGUUUGGACAUCUUUACGGGCAGCAGAGACGGACGACGGUGGCCGGGGCGGGCAAGGAGGUGCAUCCGGCUGUGUUGGCGCUGGGGUUGCAGAUGAGGGAUUAUGUGGUUUGUGGGAGUAGUGCGCGGUGUGUGGCUACUUUGUUGGCUUUUAAGAGGGUCAUUGAAGCGUACACUACGCCCAUGGGAACCUCCCUUCCUCGUCACUUGACGACCUACCUCUCCCACCAGAUCACCUACCUGUCGACCUGUCGGCCCCUGUCGAUCAGCCAGGGUAAUGCGAUCCGCGCCCUCAAGCUGGCCAUCUCGUCCAUCGACCCCUCGACGCCCGAGGCGGAGGCCAAGGCGUUCCUGGGCGAGUUCAUCGACAGCUUCAUCCGCGAGAAGAUCACUGUGGCGGACCAGGUCAUUGCCAGCAGCGCCGCGCAGAAGAUCCAGGACGGGGACGUGAUCGUGACGUUCGCGGGCAGCUCGAUCGUCAAGCAGACGCUGCUGCUGGCGCACAAGCAGGGCAAGAAGUUCCGGGUCUCGAUCAUCGACUCGCGGCCGCUGUUCGAGGGCAAGAGCCUGGCGCGCACGCUGGCCAACGCCGGGCUGGACGUGCAGUACUCGCUCGUGCACGGCAUCAGCCACGCCAUCAAGGCGGCCAGCAAGGUCUUCCUGGGCGCGCACGCCAUGACCAGCAACGGCCGGCUGUACUCGCGCGUCGGCACCGCGCUGGUCGCCAUGAGCGCCAAGGAGCGCGCCGGCGGCGUCGAGGUGCCCGUCAUCGUCUGCUGCGAGACGGUCAAAUUCACCGACCGCGUCGCGCUCGACAGUAUCGUCGUCAACGAGAUCGCCGACGCGGAUGAGCUGAUCACCGCCGAGCCCAUGCAGCAGCUGACCGGCCUGCCGGAUCCGGCGGCGGUGACGGUCUCCGCGGCGGACGCGAAGAAGGGCGGCGGCGGCGGUGGUGGGAAGUCGGCGGCGGCGGCGGCAGCGGCGGCGGCCAAUGCGGCGGCCGAGUCGAACACGCUGGCGCAGAAUGUCUCUUCGCCAUUGACGGGGUGGAAGGAGUCGGCCAACCUGCAGCUGCUCAACAUCAUGUACGACGUCACGCCAGCCGAGUAUGUGGAUAUGGUGGUCACCGAGAUGGGCAGCUUGCCUCCGAGUGCGGUACCGAUUGUGCAUCGCAUGAGCACGAAUUUGUGAUUGGGGGCGUGGGAUGCUAGUAUGUAUUAUGAUUAGAGAAUUGCUUAGAUUGUUUGGUAGGGGCUUGUGGUCGUGAGAGUAGUAGUAGAAGUUGCUCCUCUAGUGUAGUCCCGUUG